Molecule: messenger RNA, 2430 nt
Organism: Trachemys scripta elegans
Lineage: Eukaryota; Metazoa; Chordata; Testudines; Emydidae
Product: insulin receptor substrate 1-like
Biological process (GO): insulin receptor signaling pathway
Cellular component (GO): cytosol; plasma membrane
Molecular function (GO): insulin receptor binding; phosphatidylinositol 3-kinase binding
Source: RefSeq, a predicted model, not a curated record
GCCUGUCGCAGCCGGGGAGCGGGGCGGCGUGGCCCUUCCGGGAGGUCUGGCAGGUGACCCUGCGCCCCAAGGGGCUGGGGCAGGCCAGGAACCUGGCGGGCGUGCACCGGCUGUGCCUGGCGGAGAGCACGGUGGAGCUGGUGCAGCUCGGCGCCCCGGCCCCCUGCCUGCUGCUGCAGCUGCCGAGUGUCCGGCGCUGCGGCCAUUCGGAGAACUACUUCUUCCUGGAGGUGGGGCGCUCGGCCGCCACGGGCCCCGGCGAGCUGUGGAUGCAGGUGGAGGACCUGGUGGUGGCCCGGCACAUCCACGAAACCAUCCUGGAGGCCAUGAAGCGGCUGAGUGAGGAGUGCUGGGUGCGAGGCCGCGGCCAGGCCUCCGCCCCCAUCUCGGUGCCAGCCCGGCGCCUGCCCCCUGCCCAGCUGCCGGGCUCCGGGCGCCGCCUGCCCGACGGGGACUACGCCCUGGCGUCGUCGGACGAGGGUGGAUCCUCCAGCCCCGGAGAGGGGCGCCCGACUGGCAGCCCAGAGCCGGCAGGCUCCCCGGAGGGGCGGGCGCCCAGCUGCAAGCGGCCGUCGCUGCCCCCCUUGGCGCUGGGCAGAGGCGCCGGGCGGAGGAAGCCAGGGUGGUGCCCAGAGUCCGGCUACAUGGCCAUGCUGCCUGGGGCAGCCCUGCCAGGCGCGGGGCAGCCGGAUUACGUGCCCAUGAGCCCCAGCGGCGCCUCUCCGCCCCGGGGCGAAGCCGCCAGCUACAUGCUCAUGUCCCCCAGCGGGAGCUGGGCGCCCGAGUACGUGAACAUGUCCCCGCUGUGGCGCUCGGCCAGCAGCACCCCCCUGCGCCGCAGCCCCCCGCCCGGCGCCCCCGGGGAGGCCCCCUGCCCCUUCCGCUCCCUGCCACGCACCUACAAGCACGGGGCCCAGCUGGCCGUGCCCGGGCGCCUCUCCUCCUGCUCCUCCUCCACCAGCAGUGAGAGCUUGGAGGAGCCAGUGUCCCUGAGCCCCGGGGAGUACGUCAGCAUCGAAUACCGGCCCGGCCUGGGCCAGCCGGCGAGGGCAGAGCCCGGCAGGCGGCGCUGCAGGGAGCGGGCCAUCCCCGCCUGGGAGGAGCCGGGACUCAACUACAUUGCCCUGGACCUGGCCCGGGGAGGAGGCGGCCCGGAUGGGAGCCCCCGGGCGGCCGGCGGCCCCAGCCCCCAGGCCUACGCCAGCAUCGACUUCCACCGCUCCCAGGAGCUGCAGGGACGACGGGGCGGAAGGGACGGGCCAGCUGUUUUGUUCCUUUCUUCCUGCCUGGCGAGGGGUCCCUGGCUAACCAGCUGCCCCAGAGGUGGGCGCAUCUCAGCACUGGAGUGCUGACCCCUUUGCAGUCCGUGCAGCCUGGUGACUUCGGGGCUCCCCUGGCUCGGGACCAACGCUCCACCCCAGAGCUGGUCGCAUUGGAACGCCUGCCGCCUGAUACCUCCGCAGACGACGCACGUCGAUUUCCUCCCGAUGGACCGUGAACCCCUUUAAGUGCCUUUGUUUUUGUGGUGCACCUCUCGGGGGUGUGUGUGUGUGGAGAACAAACCAAAGACAGACUCACGUUUUCGGGGGGGGGGCUGGUGCCUUGCGCUCCGGAUGUCUUUUGGAUCUGCUGGGGGGACACCGCUUAACCUGACCAUGGGCUUGAGGUUUCAAGGUCACUCCCAGUUUUGGGGAUCCCUCUGCACCGAAGCCAAUUCUUUACUCCUCUUUUUUUGGGGGGGCAUCUCCCCAGCUUCCCACCCCUUGGGAUGGAGACUUUUCAGGGGGUUGAUUCCUUAUUUGCAGGGUUCACCCCCCUCUGCGUUGGGGUCACCCCUUUGACCCCAUUAACCCUCUGGUGCCUUCAUGCCCCCCGCCUGCCUGUUUUUGGGGUACGCCCCAAAGGCUCCCCCCAUCUGCACACUGUCUUUUGUUCUCCCUGCCCCAGCAUUGGGGGGAAUAUUUUGCCCUCUCGCAUAUCCAAAAUGCACCCUGCAGAUGGGGCGUUGUGGGUGGGCCCCCGCUGCCCCCCCCCACCGGUCUUAGGUUUGCCACCUUUCGCGAGGAGAAUUUGGGGUUCACGCUGUGCUUCUGAAUUGCACAUGGUUAGGUUUUUUUGCACAAGCUUUAAAACGUUUAGUUUGAAACCACAUAAUUUAUAGCUGCGGCUCUGGGGCCUUAAAUCCACCUGCCCUUCAUCGGGAUCCCACCGAGCUGCUUCCUCGCUCCCGGCUUUGGCCAGCUGAGCUCGCCGGGAAUGGAGUUUUUAAAUCCCCUCUCGGAAGGUUUCAGGGCCGGGCCGGGCGUUCGCUUUGCGGGAUUUAGCGCUUGUUUGCAGAAUCGGGGUUCGAUUUUGCGGGUCCCUUGUUUGCAAGAUUGGAGCUGCAGGAAUUGGAUGGUUUUUUGGUUAGAAUAAAGCCUUUCUAUUGCA